AAUUGGGCAGAUGAGGAAGAAGAAUGCGGUUUUAGAAGGAGAGGUCGUUCUACUGAAGAGACUUAUAGCGGAAAAAGAGGGAUCCUUCAAGAAAGAGCUGGGCGAACUCGGGUCGGCCAAAGCUCUCCUCUGUGAGGAACUAGAAAAGCAGAAGACUCUGCUCUCUGAGAUGGGUAAAGUUAUGCGGGAAUUGAAAUCCCGUCAAGAAGGAUGUGAAGAGGAGAUGAAGAAAUUGCGUCUGGAGCAUCAAAGAGACAUGAGGGUGUUGAAAGAGGAGGUUGUGCAAAGGGAUGCGAGGGUGCUUGUAGAGAAGUUCCCGACUGCUUCGAAGUCGCUUAUUCAAGCGUUUGUCAUGACCGCAAAUUUGGGGAAGCGGAGGAGAAAUGGACUGGGGGAGGAUGAGGGCUGUCGUGGAGACUAUUUAUAUUUACUAUUACUUUUUGGUUGAUUCAACCGCACGCCCGUUUUUGUGAGUUGUAGGGUGCAAGCAUGUCGUCGUGAACAGUUCGCUGCCAAAAACCCGGAGUCCGCUCCCCUGGCAAAAACAAGAUAGAUAAACAUGCCGUGGAUGGAGUUUGUCGAGCGUUGGCCAC
Cantharellus anzutake is the source of this 593-nucleotide messenger RNA. RefSeq lists its product as uncharacterized. The transcript is spliced from 3 exons. The annotation marks the transcript as partial. The record is from RefSeq and is a predicted model, not a curated record. NCBI's taxonomy places the organism in Eukaryota, Fungi, Basidiomycota, Agaricomycetes, Cantharellales, Hydnaceae.